This is a messenger RNA of Nycticebus coucang (slow loris), 1992 nucleotides long. It is a transcript of the gene PKLR, whose product is annotated as pyruvate kinase L/R. The record is from RefSeq and is a predicted model, not a curated record. Gene Ontology annotation, biological process: cellular response to insulin stimulus; glycolytic process. Gene Ontology annotation, cellular component: cytoplasm. NCBI's taxonomy places the organism in Eukaryota, Metazoa, Chordata, Mammalia, Primates, Lorisidae. The transcript has 11 exons. Bases 60 to 1745 code for a protein of 561 amino acids. Gene Ontology annotation, molecular function: magnesium ion binding; pyruvate kinase activity; potassium ion binding.
GACAUUUUAACCAGUCAGCCCAGCACCAAUCUAAACUGACCCCAGCCCAGCCCGGCCUUAUGCCUCUGACAGCCCAGCAGUGUGGAGCAGACCCACAGAGAGGGGAGGCGUGCAGUGGCAUGGAAGGGCCAGCGGGCUAUCUGCGUCGGGCCAGUGUGGCCCAACUGACCCAGGAGUUGGGCACUGCCUUCUUCCAGAAGCAGCAGCUGUCAGCUGCCAUGGCAGACACCUUCCUGGAACACCUUUGUCUGCUAGACAUUGACUCUGAGCCUGUGGCUGCUCGCAGUACCUGCAUCAUUGCCACCAUUGGGCCGGCGUCUAGCUCCGUGGAGCGCCUCAAGGAGAUGAUCAAGGCCGGGAUGAACAUCGCGCGACUCAACUUCUCCCAUGGCUCCCAUGAGUAUCACGCCCAGUCCAUCGCCAACAUCCGGGAGGCAGCGGAGAGCUUUGCGACUUCCGCGUUCAGCUACAGGCCGGUGGCUAUAGCCCUGGACACCAAGGGGCCGGAGAUACGCACUGGGACUCUGGGCUCGGAUUCGGAAGUGGAGCUGGUCAAGGGUUCACGGGUGCUGGUGACCGUGGACCCGGCCUUCCAGACGCGGGGGGACGAGAACACCGUGUGGGUGGACUACCCCAAUAUCGUCCAGGUUGUGCCCGUAGGGGGCCGCAUCUACAUUGAUGAUGGACUCAUCUCUCUAGUGGUCCAGAAAAUCGGCCCAGAAGGGCUGGUGACACAAGUGGAGAACGGUGGCAUCCUGGGCAACCGGAAGGGUGUGAAUUUGCCGGGUGUCCAACUGGACCUUCCGGGGCUGUCAGAACAGGAUGUCCGAGACCUGCGCUUCGGGGUGGAGCACGGCGUGGACAUUAUCUUUGCCUCUUUUGUGAGGAAAGCCAGUGAUGUGGCUGCCGUCAGAGCUGUUCUGGGGCCGGAAGGACAGAAUAUCAAGAUCGUCAGCAAAAUUGAGAACCACGAAGGUGUGAAGAGGUUUGAUGAAAUCCUAGAAGUGAGUGAUGGCAUUAUGGUGGCACGAGGGGACCUAGGCAUCGAGAUCCCAGCGGAGAAGGUUUUCCUGGCUCAGAAGAUGAUGAUUGGGCGCUGCAACUUGGCGGGCAAGCCUGUUGUCUGUGCCACACAGAUGCUUGAGAGUAUGAUCACCAAGCCACGGCCAACAAGGGCAGAGACAAGUGAUGUGGCCAACGCCGUGCUGGAUGGAGCAGACUGCAUCAUGCUGUCAGGGGAGACCGCCAAGGGCCACUUUCCUGUGGAAGCUGUAAAGAUGCAGCAUGCGAUUGCCCGGGAGGCAGAGGCUGCAGUGUACCACCAACAGCUGUUUGAGGAGCUACGUCGGGCAGCACCACUGAGCCGUGACCCCACUGAGGUCACUGCUAUUGGUGCUGUAGAGGCCGCCUUCAAGUGCUGUGCUGCUGCCAUCAUUGUGCUGACCACAACUGGCCGCUCAGCUCAGCUUCUGUCUCGCUACCGACCUCGGGCAGCAGUCAUUGCCAUCACCCGCUCUGCCCAGGCUGCCCGCCAGAUCCACCUGUGCCGAGGAGUCUUUCCUUUGCUCUACCGUGAACAUCCAGAGGCUGUUUGGGCAGAUGAUGUGGAUCGGCGGGUGCAAUUUGGCAUUGAAAGUGGAAAGCUCCGUGGCUUCCUUUGUGUUGGGGACCUGGUGAUUGUGGUGACAGGGUGGCGACCUGGCUCAGGCUACACCAACAUUAUGAGAGUGCUGAGGGUAUCCUGAGAAGUCCCACCCUCCUCAGACCCAGUCUACCAUACACCCUACCCUUUCCUCCCUUCUCCACUUCCUCCAACCCACUUCCCUCCAGAGCCCCGGAUCUAAGCCUUUUCUCCUCUCCUCCCACCCUCCCUAUUUGUGGGCUGUCCAAGACCACAUAUGCUAUAAACCCCCAUGCCAGCAUGCCCCUCCCCCUCCGUUUCAUACAUGCCCUGAAAAUCUGUGUCCAAUUACACGCAAGCUGCCCAACAGC